Molecule: messenger RNA, 1305 nt
Organism: Fusarium vanettenii 77-13-4
Lineage: Eukaryota; Fungi; Ascomycota; Sordariomycetes; Hypocreales; Nectriaceae
Exons: 1
Coding region: 1-1305 (434 amino acids)
Biological process (GO): double-strand break repair
Cellular component (GO): cytoplasm; PML body
Molecular function (GO): single-stranded DNA binding; 5'-tyrosyl-DNA phosphodiesterase activity
Source: RefSeq, a predicted model, not a curated record
AUGGCUACUCGGCACAUACUGGCCACACGUGGAGCAUCCAUUCUCUGGCAGAGACCAGCGCCAUUGCCAGGUUCUUUCCUCUCUCGCCAUCUGAUCAGCUCAAUAAGCCAUUGGCUUCACUCCAACAACAGCUCCAAAGCCUAUAUUCCCCAUCACUUGGUUCGGCCUCAGCACAUUGAGCCAUUAGUCUUUCACCCACACUCCGCGACCUGGCAGCCUGUUACGGCUGUCAACCCUGGAUUGAGUCGUGGAAGCGUUCUAACGACAGCAUCUUGGAAUCUCAACUGGUCUGACCCGGAUCCUGCGGCUCGGAUGCUGGCUUCUCUGGCUCAUUUGGAAGAAAAACUCGGCGCUGAGCCCCAGAACCUCGCAGUCAUGCUGCAAGAAGUAUCUCCCGCCUCUCUAUGCGCUAUGCUUGGGCAUCCAUGGGUGCAGCGCAACUUCGUUCUGUCUAAUGACAAACCCCCGGAGGUCCCUCGGAGGGUUACACUCGACGCGUCGUCCGUUUUAAGGCAAUCCGCUCAGAGAGAGACGUCAUACUUCACAGUCAUGAUGGCAUCCAAGAAUCUACCGGUCACGGCCUGUUUCCGCGCAACUCUUGUCACGAAUAUGGGGAGAGAUGUUCUUGCUAUGGACAUCCAUACCUUGAGCCAAGAGGAAACAAGCAACCACCAAGAAUGCAUCCGUCUCUGCACGACACACCUCGAAUCACUCUUUCAAGGCAAGGAAUAUCGCCGAGGGCAGCUAGCUGUCAUUUCCGACCUCCUAAAGCAUCCCAUUCUACCCGGCUCCGGAAUCAUCGGGGGAGUAGUAGGAGGCGACAUGAAUGCAAUAGACAAGUCAGAACACGCCUACCACAAGGAAUCGCAGGUGGAUUUGGGAGAUAUAUGGGAGGAUAGCCAAAUGAUAGCCCAACAGCGCGGCAUUUGUCAACAUGAGGAGGGCGGAGGCACCUGGGGCGACAGGUCUUCUCGACAUCGAGGCCCGAAGCGCUUCGAUAAAUUCCUCUACACUGGCGCUAUCGAGUCCUUGGCGUUCGAGGACUCACCAGACUGCUUAGAAAGAGUCCGUCGUUUCGGAGCUGGGCUGAAGACUGCGGUUGAAUUGUGGGAACUUGAGAGAGAGGACACGGAAGUUGUGGGAGGACAAGCUGUGAAAAGGCUGCGCAAUGAAUAUGUCUCUGAAGAACGUUUCAACACUCUCAGUGAACUAGGAUUCUUGAGAAAUAUCAGGGCAAGGCAAAUAAGGAUGGAUGCCAGGGUGAGUGAUCACUGUGCCAUUUUGGCCAGGAUCAGGAUUGUCUGA